AUGCAAAGCCCAGGAGGCUGCAAAAUCAAAGCCCUGCGCGCCAAGACCAACACAUACAUCAAGACGCCGGUCAGGGGCGAGGAGCCCGUAUUCAUCGUCACCGGGCGGAAAGAGGAUGUGGAGAUGGCAAAAAGGGAGAUUCUCUCGGCUGCCGAGCACUUCUCCAUGAUCCGGGCGACACGCAACAAAGUGAACGGGCUGACAGGAGCCAUGCAAGGGCCCCCCAACCUGCCGGGACAGACCACCAUCCAGGUGAGGGUCCCGUACCGCGUUGUGGGGCUGGUCGUGGGGCCCAAGGGAGCCACCAUCAAGCGGAUCCAGCAGCAGACGCACACCUACAUCGUGACGCCCAGCCGGGACAAGGAGCCCGUCUUCGAGGUGACGGGCAUGCCUGAGAACGUGGACCGAGCUCGGGAGGAGAUCGAGGCACACAUCACCAUGCGGACAGGCUCCUUCAUCGAUGUCAACGCCGACAACGACUUCCACUCCAACGGCACCGACGUGUGCCUUGACCUGCAGGGCAGCACGGCCAGCUUGUGGGCUAAAGCCCCCAACCCUGCCCGGCGGCCCUCGUCCAGCCUCCGCAAUGACAGCCUGAGCUCCCUGGGCAGCACCUCCACUGAGUCCUACUACAGCGGGCGGGUGGCGGAUGCCAGCCCCACUAGCCCCUACAGCACCAGCAGCGGCUUCACCUUCAGCGAGCCCCAGGCACCGCUGAGCUCGGAGGAGUGCGACUUCGGCUUCGACUUCCUGGCCCUCGACCUCACGACGCCCACCACCAUCUGGUCACCCUUUGAGCGCUCUGGCAACCCCUUGCAGGCCUUCAGCAGCUGCUCCUCCAUCAACAGCUCGCAGCGCCGCAAUAGCGGCACAGCCACGCCGCGCCACUCGCCCACCCUCCCCGAGAGCGGUGUGGCCCUGGACCACCCCUUAGCCCGCCGCAUCCAGAGCGACCCCGUCAGCACCUUGUCCUGGCUGCCCACCCAAGGCUCGCUCUCAUCCUUCUCCAACAGCACGGGCUACUCCUCCUCUUCCUCUCUGCCUGGCAGCAUCUCGGCCGCCUCGGGCUCACCCACCGACUCCAGCAGCUCUGACGGGCACCGCAAGAGCUCCCGCGAGUGCAUGGUGUGCUUUGAGAGCGAGGUGAUCGCUGCCCUGGUGCCCUGUGGCCACAACCUCUUCUGCAUGGAGUGCGCCAUGCGCAUCUGCGGCAAAGCCGAGCCCGAGUGUCCUGCCUGCCACACUCCUGCCACCCAAGCCAUCCACAUCUUCUCAUAGCCACCCGCCUGCUGCCGGGGCGGCCGGCCCUCCCCCUCUACUCCCUACAACGCAGCUUUUUAAGGACUUUUAACUGUUUAAAUCAACCUUUUUAUUUAACGGAUCAGACUGGGGACAUGGGGCGGGAGGGGGAAAAGAGAUGAUAUUUCUUGCUGGAUAGA
Molecule: messenger RNA, 1439 nt
Organism: Struthio camelus australis
Lineage: Eukaryota; Metazoa; Chordata; Aves; Struthioniformes; Struthionidae
Source: RefSeq, a predicted model, not a curated record